Messenger RNA from Capsaspora owczarzaki ATCC 30864, 941 nucleotides. RefSeq lists its product as hypothetical. The record is from RefSeq and is a predicted model, not a curated record. The transcript has 2 exons. NCBI's taxonomy places the organism in Eukaryota, Filasterea, Ministeriida, Capsasporidae. The coding region runs from base 48 to 845 and encodes 265 amino acids.
GUUUACAGUAUUUAUCAAAUUCAAACCCACUCUCUUGCUGCGACAACAUGGCAACCACAACCACAACCACUGCAAAGGUCAACUAUCGCUAUGGCCGGAUCCUGCUGCUGGGCGACUCAAUCACGCAGCUGUCGGCCGUGGAGGGAGCAGCGGCGUCGUGGUCUGCGCUGAUCUCGUCCCACUUCCAGCGCCGCGCUGACGUCCUGCGCCGCGGAUACUCUGGCUACAACACGAGCUGGGUCCGCGCAGGCCUCGUCCAGAUGCUCGAGGCGAACGGCGCCAAGCUGCGCGCAUCCCAGCCGACCGCGAGCGAGCUCGACAACCCAGACACUUGGCCGUUCGACGCCGUGGUCAUCUUCAUGGGUGCCAACGACGCCCGAUUCAACCUGCCCCAGCAUGUGGAUGUCGACCAGUAUGGAGCAAACCUGACCGAGUUUGUCCGCGUCUUCCACGAUCAGCUCGGCGUCCCGCUGCGCCAGAUUGUGAUUGUCACGCCGCCAGCCGUGGCCAACGACAAGUACGAGGCAUACACGAUGCAGACCUACAACGAGCACCGGGCGAGGUCGAACGAGGUCACCCACAAGUACGCGGUCGAGGCGCUGCGCGUUGCUUCCUCCCUUGGGACGCGAUCCCUCAACCUCUGGCAGGCCAUGAACGACCAGAUCGAGGUCUUGCCAGAGCGUCUGCGUGACGGGCUGCACUUUUCCGAGUCUGGCGCCGCGUUCUUUGCCACCUUGCUCAUUCCAGUGCUGGACGAGUGUCUCGCGCACAUCCAGACUGUCCUGCCAGAAUGGCGCAACAUUGACUUUGACAACAUCCCUGGCACCUUCCCGCCACGGACUUGAAGCUGUGAAGAGGUCUUGCUUCGAUUUUGUGCAUGAACAAGGGGUCGCUUCACAAGCAAGAUUGUCUGUAUUAACAUGCAUCAUUUCACAGCAAGA